Molecule: messenger RNA, 2376 nt
Organism: Acipenser ruthenus (sterlet)
Lineage: Eukaryota; Metazoa; Chordata; Actinopteri; Acipenseriformes; Acipenseridae
Product: renalase-like
Exons: 7
Coding region: 104-1138 (344 amino acids)
Cellular component (GO): extracellular region
Molecular function (GO): oxidoreductase activity, acting on NAD(P)H
Source: RefSeq, a predicted model, not a curated record
GUUCAGUUUAGCAUUAUGAAAGAGUUGUGCCUUGUGUUGGCCGAAAGUCAUCUGCAUCGGUAUCUAAUUUCUUUUACUGAACCGAAAGAACAAUAUUUUUCUGAUGUUCCGAGUAUUGAUAGUCGGUGCAGGGCUCACAGGCAGCCUCUGUGCUUGCCUGCUGCGAAGAGAAAUGCCCAGUAAUACAAGUAUUGUAGUGUGGGAUAAAGCCAGAGGCGCAGGAGGAAGAAUGGCAACAAGCAGAAGUCCUAAUGACCCCACAUGUACUGCUGACCUGGGAGCACAGUACAUAACUGCAACACCAUACUAUUCUCAGAAGCAUCAAAGCUUUUAUGAAGAGCUGUUGGCGCACAGCAUUUUAAAAUUCCUGACUGCCCCAGUGGAAGGAAUGGUGAUGAAAGAGGACGGGAGCCGCAACUUCAUAACCCCGCGGGGAAUCUCUUCUAUUGUCAAGCAUUAUCUCGGAGAGUCAGCAGGAGCAGAGGUGUUCUUCAACUACCACGUGACCCAUAUUCACCUCAAGGAUGAGAAAUGGGAAGUCUGCAGGAAGUCGGGGGCUCCAGAGCAGUUUCAUGCAGUUGUCCUUACCAUGCCCGUCCCACAAAUCCUCCAGCUGCAAGGGGACCUUGACAAGUUAAUUGACAGGACUCAGAGGCAGAAGCUGGAAGCUGUGAGCUACUCCUCUCGCUACGCUCUGGGACUCUUCUAUGAAGCUGGCACGGAGAUUGAUGGCCCCUGGGCAGCAAAGUACAUUACCAAUAAUCCCUGCAUACGCUUCAUCUCCAUCGAUAAUAAAAAGCGCAAUUUAGAGUCCACUGACGCAGGCCCUGCAGUGGUCAUCCACACCAGCAUGACUUUCGGACUAGAGCACUUGGAGGAGGGUAAAGAAAAAGUGGAGCCAUUAAUACUGGAGGAGUUGGCACGAGUUCUGCCUGGGCUGCCCAAGCCUGUGAGCACUGAAUGCCAAAAAUGGAGAUAUUCACAGGUGACCCAAGCUGUGUCAGAGAGCCCGGGGCAGAUGACUAUUCAUGCCAGACCCCUGCUGGUCUGUGGUGGAGAUGGGUUCACACACUCCAACUUUGACGGCUGCACAGACUCCGCUUUGAAAAUCCUGGAUGUUUUUAAAUCAAAUCUCUGAUUUUUUUACUACUUUGAGAGACAAACAGGAAUUACUGCCUGUUACUACCACAGUUUUCUGAUGUCUUCAGUUCAAACAGAUCACAUUUUCUAUUUUAAAUCUAAUAAAAACAUUAAAUGUGAGUGCUUUGUAACACAUACAUCCUUUCUCCCAAAUUAAACCAUCACUGAACUUAUUUGUGUUCUCAGCAGUGUAUUUGAAGGCUCAACAUUGAUGGUGUCUCGUGGUGUUUUGAGCAUUGCAAAAGCAACAUGCGUUGCUAUUUCCAAAACAAAAGACUGAAUGUAACUUUGUUUCUCUCACAGAGUCGAUACCAAUACUACAGACUUUGCCAGUACUAAGUUGAGUUUUUUUUUUUUUUUUUUUAAUUUUAGUUGCCAACUAUUUUUAUUAUUUUCUCCCAGUUUGGAAUGGUUUGGAAUUAUUUUUUAGGCUCAGCUCACCGCUACCACCCCUGCGCUGACUCGGGAGGAUGAAGACGAACACACACUGUCCUCCGAAGCGUUUGCCGUCCGCCGACCGCUUUAUUUCACACUGCGGACUCACCAUGCAGCCACCCAAGAGCUACAGCGUUGGAGGACAACGCAGCUCUCGGGCAGCUUACAGGCAAGCCUGCAGGUGCCCGGCCAGACUACAGGGGUUGCUGGUGCGCAAUGAGCCGAGGACACCCUGGCCGACCUAGCCCUCCCUCCCCCCGGGCGGCGCUCGGCCAAUUGAGCGCCACCCCCUGGAAGCUCCCGUCCUCGGUCGGCAAAGGAAUAGCCUGGACUCGAACUCGCAAUGUCCAGACUAUAGGGCACAUCCUGCACUCCACGCGGAGCGCCUUUACUGGAUGCGCCACUCGGGAGCCCAUCUAAGUUAAGAGUUUUGACACACACUGUAUAGUAUACAGACACAGUUUGGAAAUAUCAAAGUUUGACCAAACUGUUUUCAGAUUGAUUUUCUUUUUAUGAAAUUAUACCAGAUGCUGUGGUAAAUACAUUUGUACAAUUACAUUGUAUAAUAUUUGUAGGCUAACUUCAAUUUUGUAAACAUAAUGCAAUAUGUCAAAAGUAAUACAGAUGCACCAAUCAGUUUUAUUUUAUGUGUGUGUGGAUUAGGGGGAUAAUUGUGUGUAUGGUUAUUUGGUUUUAUGCCCCAUAUGUUUACAAAUGUUAACCCCAGCCCCUAACCACCAACCAUUUGAAACAGUUGUCCUUUCAGAACCAAUAAACAAUAAACCAUUUUGUACAGAUUAA